AUGCCUUCCAAUACAUAUAUGCAGGGCGUCGCUAUCAUCACGGGGGCGGCAUCCGGUAUCGGCCGUGCAACCGCCCAUACCUUCGUUCAAGAAGGAUGCAAAAAAUUAGUCCUAGGAGAUAUAGAUUACGAAGGCCUUCAGAAAGUUGCAGAGGAACUUCAAGCGCGAGACUCCACAGUGAGAACACUAAUCUGUGCCGUGGAUAUAGCAUCGGAAGUCCAGGUAGAUGCUUUCAUCGAAGCCGGGGUGAAGGAGUUUGGUGCCAUUCAUUAUGCCGUGAAUAAUGCUGGAUUGACUAGUAAGCCAAGAGUGAGAACUCACGAGCUUCCCACUGCGUCUUGGGAUCAGGUAGUUUCGGUCAAUCUGCGCGGGACCUGGUUAUGUGAGCGGGCGGAGUUGCGGCAGAUGAUGAAGCAGAACACAGAUCUGAAGACCAGGACCGGCUCACCGUCGCAACGAGGGGGAAUUGUCAACAUUUCUUCCCUGUUCGGAAUCCUCUCUCAUCCUACGACUGGUGCUUAUUCUGCGACAAAAGCUGGAGUCAUCGGAAUGACCAGAACGGAUGCAUUGGCAUACGCCGAAGAAGGGAUUCGAGUCAACAGCGUCUUACCAGGCUUUGUGAAAACUCCCAUGGUGGAAGAGUCCAUUCGACGAGGAGCAAAUUAUGAGGAAAUCGUCGCGAGCAUUCCAAUUCGCCGCUGGGGUCAUCCGGAAGAGGUUGCAGAAGCCAUCGUUUUUCUCGCAAGUGAAAAGGCUAGUUUGAUCAAUGGCGUAUCUCUCGUGGUGGAUGGUGGGAAACAGUAUAGCGCAUAG
Molecule: messenger RNA, 813 nt
Organism: Penicillium crustosum
Lineage: Eukaryota; Fungi; Ascomycota; Eurotiomycetes; Eurotiales; Aspergillaceae
Product: SDR family NAD(P)-dependent oxidoreductase
Exons: 5
Coding region: 1-813 (270 amino acids)
Source: RefSeq, a predicted model, not a curated record